Callorhinchus milii (elephant shark) is the source of this 6231-nucleotide messenger RNA. It is a transcript of the gene ltbp1, whose product is annotated as latent transforming growth factor beta binding protein 1. Bases 33 to 5324 code for a protein of 1763 amino acids. Gene Ontology annotation, molecular function: calcium ion binding. NCBI's taxonomy places the organism in Eukaryota, Metazoa, Chordata, Chondrichthyes, Chimaeriformes, Callorhinchidae. The transcript is spliced from 36 exons. The record is from RefSeq and is a predicted model, not a curated record.
GGGUGGGUGGGUGGUGUGUGUGGAGGUUGGCAAUGGAGUGGAUGGGGUACGCGGUGCUGCUGCUCUGUUUGCUGUCGCUCUUGCAGCCGCCAUGUGCCGGGUCGGACCGGGUCAGGGGCAGCCCGAGGAGGAUCACCUACGUGCUGCAGCCCGGCACGGCUCGCUCCUCCGGCGGCCACGGGAGCCCCCUGUCCCGGGCUGCGGGGGCCACCAGGCGCGGCGCGUCCACCUUCUCCUCCUCCUCCUCCUCUGUGGUGAGGUCUCCGGUGCUGCAGCUGAAGGCGAGUUACCGAGUGCCGCAGGUCAGGACCAGGCGGAUGGGCAAAGCGACCUCCCACGUGCAACUGCACCAACGCCAGUACUUCCAGCACCAGCUCCUCCAGCCCCAGAAAUACUCCCACCAGCAGCCCAGCAGACACAGGGCACAGUACUAUCAAAAGCAACAACUCACCGGGGUCAAUGUUUGCGGAGGUCAGUGCUGUCACGGUUGGACUAAAGCUCCCGGCUCGCAUAGAUGUACUAAACCUAAUUGCACUCCAAAGUGCCUGAACGGAGGUAUGUGUCUACGGCCCCAGUUUUGCGUGUGUAAACCUGGCACCAAAGGUAAAGCAUGUGAGGAGAAGCCAUCACAUGGAACCCAUUCCACAGGCACCCAAGACACCGUGGCACAGACUCAAGUUCUUCCUCAGCAGACCCAGUCACACAGGAUGGUGCAAGCUCCUCAGAAGAUGACUCUGACAGUCAAGCAGAAACCCAUAAUGAUGCCACAACACAUACAGCCGCAUUUGGUGCCUCUCUCCUCCCAACCGCUGAUGAUGACUGUGCAGCGAGGGCAAUCUCAGCAGUUCACAUUCAAGCCCAAAUAUUACACUCAGAAGUAUUACCCUGGAGGUCAGCCUGCAGCAGCCUCACUGCCUCACAGUUCAUCGGGAUCCACUUUCCAAGUGGGGAACAACACUGGCCGCAUCAAGGUGGUCUUCACGCCCACCAUCUGCAAGGUAACCUGCACCAAGGGCAAGUGCCACAACAGCUGUGAGCAAGGCAACACCACAACCCUGAUCAGUGAGAAUGGCCACGCCGCAGACACUCUGACAGCACAGAACUUCCGUGUGGUUGUCUGCCACCUGCCUUGCAUGAACGGAGGAGAGUGCACCUCCAGGGACAAGUGUCAAUGUUCGCCUAAUUUUACCGGCAAGUUUUGCCAUAUCCCUGUACAGUCUGCAAACAGUCAGAGGCAGCAUCACCACCAGCAGCAGCAGCAGCAAUCUGUCAACAGUCCAGUGGUUCAUUCCACACACACGUUGCCACUGUCAUUUGGAGUGAAGUUCCCGCCUAACAUUGUGAACAUCCAUGUUAAACACCCACCUGAGGCAACUGUCCAGAUCCACCAGGUAUCCAGAGUGGAUAGUUCCUCGAUGGGACAGAAGGUGAAGGGCGUCCACCAGUCGAACCAACAGCGUAUCUCUUAUCAUGUUCAAAACCCUUCAAUGCCUCAAGUCCCGAAUUCUGUGUAUACCCAUCAGCAAGUCAGAACUCAUCACUAUCCCAGAAUGCAGUCUAAAUUAGGUCGCUGCUUCCAGGAGACCACAGGUUCACAGUGUGGUAAGGCUCUUCCUGGACUAUUGAAGCAAGAAGAUUGCUGUGGAACCGUGGGCACCUCGUGGGGGUUCCACAAAUGCCAGAAGUGUCCAAAAAUGCCAUCUAUCCCAGUAAUAGGCAAUGGACAGAUGGUGGAGUGUCCCCUGGGCUACAAGAGGGUUAAUGCCACAUUUUGUCAGGAUAUCAAUGAAUGCCAGCUACAAGGUGUAUGUCCCCAUGGAGAAUGCCUGAAUACCUUGGGCAGCUACAGGUGCAGAUGCAAGCCUGGAUUUGUAGCAGAUCCUGCCUGUAACCCUGAAAAUCUUUUAACUGAAGAGAAAGGGCCCUGUUACCGAUUUGUCAGUGCAGGGAAGCAGUGCCUGCAUCCUCUGUCUGUGCAGCUCAGCAAGCAGAUGUGCUGUUGCAGCGUUGGCAAGGCUUGGGGCCCAAACUGUGAAAAGUGUCCCAUUCUGGGAACAGCUGCCUUCAAGGAAAUCUGCCCUGGAGGAAUGGGCUAUCACGUCAGCCAGACCGUCAAGAAGGUGACUGUUCAGCCUGAGCCAGGUGUUAAAGUCCCUGGUUUUGUACCGAUUAAAAACAAGAUUAUACUCUCUAAGCCCUUACCUACUCCAGCUCAAGUACCACCGGAACAGGCACCAGUGGAAGCCUUCUCUGAAAGGACAGAACAGCCUGAGGUUGUCAUACAAGAAGUGGUUACCUUAAUGCCUGAACAGGAAAUAGAAGAGAAAACGAAUGCAGAAGGUGGUCAGCUCCAGCUAUCGCCUAGCAUUACCACUAAACAAAUAGAGCCUGGCUUCCCUGAGGUAAUAGAGAAAACCUCGCCACCAGGACCGGUUCACAUUGCCCCUGAGGUUUCCACUCCAAGCGUCUUGCCCCAUCUUAUUGCAGCUACUCAAGUUGCAGAGAUCAACGAGUGUUCAGUCAAUCCUAGAAUCUGUGGACCAGGCCGGUGCAUCAAUCUGCCAGAGGGCUACACGUGUAACUGUGACUCUGGCUAUAGUCUCAGCACUCGGGAGACAAGAUGUAUCGACCUGGAUGAAUGUGCAGUGACCCCAAAACCAUGUACCAACGCGUUCUGUGAGAACACUGUGGGCAGCUUCCGAUGCAUUUGUCACCAAGGCUACAUGUCAGAUGGAGGAAACCAAUGCUUCGAUAUUGAUGAGUGCCUGACGCCCAUCAUCUGUGGAGAAGGACUUUGCAUCAACAUGUUGGGCUCCUACAAGUGUGAGUACUGUGAUGCUGGAUAUAGGAUGGACGGAGGCCAGUGCAUAGACAUUGAUGAAUGCCAGAAUUCAAACAUAUGUCCGUCUGGAACGUGCAUUAACAGUCCUGGCACUUAUGAGUGCAUGCCUUGCCCAGAUGGAUACAAAAGCAGAAAUGGCCAAUGUGUAGAUAUUAAUGAGUGCUUGGAUCGGUCGACUUGUGCCAAUGGCAGAUGUUCCAACCAAGAGGGCACCUUCAUCUGCUCUUGCAACCGAGGGUACGAGCCAUCUACCGAUGGCAAAUUGUGCGAAGAUGUGGAUGAGUGUCAAGAUGCUGUACUGUGUACCAAUGGGCAAUGCAAGAAUACAGAGGCUUCCUUUUACUGUGAAUGUAACUCCGGCUACAGUUUGACUACCACAGGAGACCAGUGCGAAGACAUUGACGAGUGCCAAGAAGAUGGAGACGCCUGUCAGGGAGGUUUGUGCAUGAACACAGAAGGCUCCUUUAUGUGCGUAUGUCCAAGUGGCUUCCAACUGGUGCAUGAUGUAAGGUGUGAAGACGUGAAUGAGUGCCUGAUGUCAGAGCUUUGUGCUAAUGGGGAAUGCCAAAACACAGAGGGUUCCUUCUAUUGCAUGUGUGAACAGGGAUUCGCAGUCUCGGCAGAUGGACGGAAAUGUGAAGAUUUUGAUGAAUGUGCAGCUCGUACCAAAUGCUACGGCGGCACUUGUGUGAAUACUGAUGGCUCCUAUAGAUGUGAAUGUACCAAAGGUUUCCAUCUCAGCCCUACAAGUGAAACGUGUGUUGACAUUGAUGAAUGUAAAGAAUACAGCAACAUCUGUGGAUCUUGGCGAUGUGAAAAUGCUAUUGGCUCUUACAAAUGCAUCAUGGAUUGCCCGCCUGGCUACUCUCUUAAGUCUUCAGGGAUCUGUGUUGAUGUUGAUGAAUGCGCAAACAGCUCAAUGUGUGGCAGUCAUGGUUACUGUGAAAAUACUGCUGGGGCAUACCGCUGCAUCUGUGACCAGGGCUUUCAGGACUUGCUGGACGGGCAGGGUUGUGCGGAUGUAAAUGAAUGCGAAAUGAUCAGUGGAGUAUGUGGUGAUGUCCUCUGUGAAAACGUGGAAGGCUCAUUCCUCUGCAUCUGUUUCACCGAUACCCAGGAAUUUGACCCAAUGACAGGAGAAUGCCAUUCCAUCAACCCUCCAGGACAAAUGGCAACAGAAGAGAAAAAGGAAUGCUACUACAAUCUAGACGACACCAACUUCUGUGACAAUGUCCUGGCUUCGAAUAUCACCAAAGAGAAGUGUUGCUGUACUCUUGGAGCGGGCUGGGGCGACAACUGUGAAAUCUUCCCCUGCCCAGUGUUUGGCACUUCCGGGUUCGCUGCCAUGUGUCCAGAGGGCAAAGGCAUGAUAGGCAACGGAGACUCAGCAUACGGAAUCAGUGCAUACAAUUUCACAGAUGCUGAUGAAUGUGCCUUAUUUGGACAAGAAAUCUGUAAGAAUGGAUUUUGUUUGAACACUCAGCCCGGCUAUGAGUGCUAUUGCAGACAAGGCUUAUAUUACGACCCUGUUAAACUACAAUGCCUGGAUAUCGAUGAAUGUCAAGAUGCAGCAAGCUGCAUUGAUGGUCAGUGUAGCAACACUGAGGGCUCAUACGACUGCUUCUGCACAGAACCAAUGGUCUUGGACAUCACAAGAAAACGCUGUGUUCAGUUUCCAGUCUCUGAUGAUAUCGAUGAAUGUCAAGACCCAUUAAAUUGCAUUAAUGGCCAGUGCAUUAACACUGAUGGUUCAUACAACUGUUUCUGCACACACCCUAUGAUCCUGGACAGUACAGGAAAACGCUGCCUUGAACCUUCAGACAUUAGAGUGCAAACUGAGGAAGCAGAUGUGUACCAGGACAUUUGCUGGCAAGCCGUGAAUAACAAAUUCAUAUGUGCCUCGCCUUUAGCGGGAAGACCGACCACUUAUACUGAAUGCUGCUGUAUGUACGGAGAAGCAUGGGGUAUGAACUGUGCUCUUUGCCCCAAGAGAAACACAGAUGACUACGCUCAACUUUGUAAUCUUCCCAUUAUGGGGAGACGGCAAGAAUAUGGCCAGGAUGGACUGAUAGCCUACCAGCCUGAUUAUUCCAUCUCAGAGCCUGAGUACGAUUCACACCAUUCAGUUCCCGGACUUCUGCCUCUAUUUGCAAAUGAAGGAAAUCCAUUUCAGAGUUUCGAAGGGCUCCAGGCAGACGAAUGCGGGAUUCUGAAGGGUUGCGAGAAUGGCCGGUGUGUCAGAGUUCAGGAAGGCUACACUUGCGAUUGCUACGAUGGUUACCAACUGGAAAUGAUAAAGAUGGAGUGUGUUGAUGUUGAUGAAUGUAAUGAGCUGAAUGACAAAAUGUCAUUGUGCCGGAAUGCCAGAUGUAUCAACACGGAUGGAUCGUACAAGUGCCUGUGCCUGCGAGGCUACGUACCCUCAGAGCAGCUAAACUACUGCGUACCGUCAAAGACAGAGAAAGAAUCAGAGCUGGAGUAAUCUGGGAAGAAGUCAGCUGCCAUCUGCUCUGCCCUCCGUAACAACUAGAACACGUCUCCACGCACUUCAACCAAAUAAAAAAGAAAAUAGUUGCUGUGAAGAAUUCAUAUUCAGCAGCUGAUUACUUCAAGGAAGACCUUGUGGGAGAACCACAUCACUCUCCCAGAAAGGAAUAAACCCACUUGUUUGCAACCAAUAAAUAGAAAGACCAAAUGGAUUCACUUUCUUUUUUGCACGACAAACUCUGCUUAAUAAAUUAAUAGUCUGUAAGGACAUGUAAAGUUCAGUGAGAAAGCAACGUAUGGCUGCAUUCAUUCAAACAGAAUACUCUUUGUUAUUAGCACAAGGUUUACACUAUGUAUAACAGCGGUGAAAAUAUUUUGUAUUACUGUUAUAAGACGUAUUUGAUAAUGUGCAGUAUAUUAUACUACACAAUUUUAGAGUUUUAUGACAAAUGUAAAUUCUUUGAUAGUAAGUAACUUGUAGUCUUUUUUUGUAUUUUUUUAAAAGGUAAAAAAGGUUGUGCUAUUCUGUGUCUGGAACAUUGGUCAGUGACAGUUUUUACCUUGUUCAUUGUCUGCCCUGUGGAGCAGGCAUGUUGUUGCGAUAAGGUUUUUUUAAAAAAAAAACUAAUUAUACAGCCGUGGAAAUUUGAAGUUCUUGGUUAUGUUCUCCUUACAUACACUGCACUACAACCACAUAAAACCAACUUACCAGGUCGCAAAGCUGCUACGGGACAGCCAGAGGAUACAUGAUGUGUACAUUUACACUGAAGAAUUGAGAACCAGAUUAUGUAUUGUAAUUUGUAAAUUGAAAAAAAAAUCUCUUGUAUGAUCAUCUUAAAAACAUAUUAAACUGUAUUCUAAACAUCUGUAAAACCUAUAAAUAAAUCACUUCUGUAAGUGAA